CCCAGCGCUUAGAACAGUGCUUGGCACAUAGUAAGCGCUUAACAAAUACCAACAUUAUUAUCUGUGCUGCUUGCCUACCCAUGCUCAGAUUACCCCUCUCCCCCUCUUUCUAACCACCCUUUCUCUGGCCAGCUGGAUCCAGAAGACACAUUUAUGGGCCAUUUUAUCCUCCAAGCCCUGGAACCCGCCAGAAGAUAUGAGGUGGCCAUCCGCUGCCGACUCCAGGAUGAGAAAGGCUUCUGGAGUGACUGGAGCCCAAGUAUCAGCUUCUGGAGCGUGCCGGCCGCCCCAAGCAGCCUGGUGAAUCUUUGGGUGUCGGCAUCUCUCUGCAGUCCGAAGCCUGGGGGUAACAGCCCCCUGCUGCUCUGGAAGCCGCUCCCAAAUGAGGCCAAUCUAAGCUAUGAAGUGGUGUUCCGGGUCAGGGGUUGUGACCUGCCCCCUGUUGUGCUCCCCUGCUGCCAAGCCUCACUUCCCAGAGAUGCAGAGUGGGCAGGGGUGCUGGCCUUCAACCCUACCGGCCGCACACCUUUUGCCAACCUCACCCUGAAGUGUGCGGGUUCUGCCCCGGAGGGAGUCAGGGUCAAGAGCACAGGGAACCAGGGGCUGCUAGUAACCUGGGAGCCUGGGCGAGGAGGGGAGCCCCAGGAGUAUGUGGUGGAGUGGACCAGUGAUGUGCAAACUCCCCAGGAACUUCACUGGAUCCGACUCCAAGCCGGGGAACACAGAGCCCUGCUGAAUGGGAGCUUCCCACCGGCAGUCCCCUUCCAGGUGGUUGUGAGUGGCAUUUUCCCCCAAGGGUUGGGCCGCUCCUUGCCAGCCCAGGGCUAUGGGCAGGAGACAGUGCCCUCGGCAGGCCCAGCCCUUCAGCGGUUACAGGAUGACCCCGGGGGAGCACCGGUUGUAGCAUGGGAGCAGUUGCCUUUCAGGCAGCGUGGUGGCCACCUCAUUAGUUAUAACCUGUAUGUGCAGGCGGGCACCAGCCCUCCUACCCUCUGCAUUGUGAGUGCAGACACCCAAAAUCUAACCUUGCGGAACCUGGUGUCCAGUGGGCGCUACAAGCUGUGGAUGACGGCUACCACCUCUGCCGGGGAAGGAUUCCCUGGACCGAGCCUUCUAUUGCAACUCCCAGAGAACACAGUCAGGUGGAAGGUGUUACUGGGCUGCCUGCUGCUCCCUGGGCUGCUGCUGUUAGGCUGCGGACUGGGCCUGGCCUUCUCCAAACGCUGCCUCCAUAUCUGCCACAAGCUUCCACCCCGCUGGCUCUGGGAGGACACCCCAGAUCCUUUCAACAGCAGAGCCGCCUGGACGGAGGAAGAGGAUGUCCCCAGGGCCCUGCCCCCCCAGGAACCUCCUCUUCUAGAAGUGGAGGAGAUGGAGCCCCUGACUGCACCACAGCCUGGAGUGGCCGGCCAACAGCCAUUGCACACCUUUGGCUACGAGAGGCACUUCCUGCCCACCCCAGAAGAACUGGGCCUCUACUCGGCAGGACAAGUUGACUGCACUCAAGUCACCAUGCAGCCCGGAGAAGAGGAGGUGCAGGAUGAUGGGGAGAGGGGGCCAGAGGAAACUGCGGGAACCGAAAAAUGCGAGAACCUACUAGCCUUGGGAGAGAAAGGGGAGAUUAACACCGGGCCAGAAAUGACUGGCGUGUCCCAAAGCCUGGAGGGCUCCCCGCCCCGACUCCUUUCCUCCCCACUCUAGGGGCAACGACGAUGUUCCCCAGGCCUAGACAGAAGAAUAAACCCAUCGGAACCACCA
Molecule: messenger RNA, 1758 nt
Organism: Ornithorhynchus anatinus (platypus)
Lineage: Eukaryota; Metazoa; Chordata; Mammalia; Monotremata; Ornithorhynchidae
Gene: IL27RA
Product: interleukin 27 receptor subunit alpha
Exons: 10
Coding region: 154-1701 (515 amino acids)
Biological process (GO): positive regulation of activated T cell proliferation; cytokine-mediated signaling pathway
Cellular component (GO): membrane; interleukin-23 receptor complex; interleukin-12 receptor complex
Molecular function (GO): interleukin-12 receptor binding; cytokine receptor activity; interleukin-23 binding
Source: RefSeq, a predicted model, not a curated record